Messenger RNA from Penicillium arizonense, 417 nucleotides. RefSeq lists its product as uncharacterized. Bases 1 to 417 code for a protein of 138 amino acids. NCBI's taxonomy places the organism in Eukaryota, Fungi, Ascomycota, Eurotiomycetes, Eurotiales, Aspergillaceae. The record is from RefSeq and is a predicted model, not a curated record. The transcript has 2 exons.
AUGUGUACUUGUCUCUUCUCAGUAUGGCACCUUAACGCUCAGAAUGGAACUCUAUACUCCUGGGUUGCCAAUGCCUUACCGCGUCCUCCUGCCAAACGUGCCCCUCCUUAUGGCAUUAUCAAUGCCAUCGGAAACUCAGCUAGUAUAUGGACCCCUUUUACCUACUAUGAUGCGCAGAAGCCUUACUAUCGACUAGCGCUUAGUAUUUGUAUUGCUUUGCAGUUGCUGGGUGGCAUUGCUAGUAUCUUCUUGUAUUCUACCCUGCGCAUGCUUAACAAGCGCCAGAUGCAGGUCGAGAAUGAGGACGUGCCGCUGGAUGAGAAAGACUUGCGGAAGUUGCAGGUUACUGCUGACAAUGAAGGGGUUGAUAUCGCGGCUGCUCGUCGGUUGCAGAAGGGAUUCCGAUAUAUGCUGUAG